This is a messenger RNA of Pipistrellus nathusii (Nathusius's pipistrelle), 1053 nucleotides long. The record is from the annotation of a GenBank genome assembly. Lineage: Eukaryota; Metazoa; Chordata; Mammalia; Chiroptera; Vespertilionidae.
AUGGAGGCGCCGAGGCCCUUUGCACCGGACUGGUAUGUCCCCUGGCUCCCCCCGGCGCCGGGGGCCGAUUUGAAGCUGUGGCUCUGUGAGCUCUGGCUGCUACUGCUGACUCCGGGCCUGAGCGCGGACUUACUGCCGCACGAAGAGGACGUAAAGUUUAUCAAUGAGUACGUGAACCUCCACAAUGAACUCCGAAGCAAGGUCAAGCCCGCAGGGGCUAACUUGCGCUUCAUGACUUGGGAUGUAGCUUUGUCACGGACUGCUAGAGCAUGGGGGAAAAAAUGUGUGUUUGAGCGUAAUACUCACUUAGAAGAAAUAAACAUGGCCCAUCCUAUAUUUAAUGGUAUUGGUGAAAAUAUGUGGGUCGGCCUUGAAAAUGAAUUUACUGCAAGUAUUGCUAUCAGAAGUUGGUUUGCAGAGAAGGACAGGUACUAUUUUGGAAAUGGCACUUGCCGUGGUGACUGUUCUAAAUAUUUGCAGCUUGUUUGGGACAAGUCUUACAAAGUUGGUUGUGCUGUUACUCCAUGUUCAAGAGUUGGACGUAUUAAACAUGCAGCAAUUUUCAUAUGCAACUAUGCACCAGGAGCAACUCUAAGGAGACAGCCUUAUCAACAAGGAGUAGUUUGUUCUCAAUGUAGCAAAAAUGACAGAUGCACAGAUUUUCUAUGCAGCAAUGCAGAACGUGAGGAAGCCACAUAUUAUCAUUUUUGGUAUCCAAGAUGGGAAGUGCCCCGGCCACUUGUGUGUGACCCAAUCUGCAUUUUAACUUUCUUUUUGAGAACACUAAUUUUUAUAUUAUCUGUCACAAUUGUUUUGAUAGUACAGUCUCAUUUUCCAAAUAUAUUAUUGGAAGAACAGAUGACAUUUCCCCUUGAAGUAACAAAAAGAGAGGUAGAAGAGGAGGAAGGAGAGGAGGAAGAGGAAGAAGAAUCAGAGGAAGAGGAGAAAUCAGAGGAGGUGGAGGAGGAGGAGGAGGAAGAGGAGGAAGAAGAAGAGGAGGAAGAGGAGGAAGAUGAAGAUGAGGAGGAUGAAGAUGAAGACAAGGAGGAUUAG